AAACUCCAGAAGAAACUGUGGUCCGCAGAGCCGCAACACCAUGACUCGAACAAGGCUGCUGCGGGUGCAGACAACGAGGACGAGUCCGAGGACGAGGACCUUCAAACUCCUGAUGUGAAACCUGAGGUCUGUGGGGAUUCGGAGAUCAUGGAGGGGAUGCAUCUCCUAAGGGAGGAAGCGGCAGCUUUCGCGGAUGCUGAUUCUGAUGAUGACGACGACGACUGUCAACUAGGCAUUGUCAUCGACGACUCAUAUGCCGAACUGGAGAUGACGAACUCAGACGCCACAUCCAUCUCUCAUGAUGAUUACGUGAAGAUGAUCAAGCGCGCCAAAGAGGCCAUGGAGCAAAUGGUGCUCCGCGAGCUUCACGAACACGUGUGCGUUGGGCCAAUGCCGCUAGGUGCUGUUAACAUUACGUUCUCAUCGCCAGCCCAGCUCAUGACUCACUUCCUCGAUGCUUGCCACAAUGUGGCAAAGACGGACCUCGACAUCGA
Molecule: messenger RNA, 494 nt
Organism: Symbiodinium necroappetens
Lineage: Eukaryota; Dinophyceae; Suessiales; Symbiodiniaceae
Source: the annotation of a GenBank genome assembly